Molecule: messenger RNA, 2811 nt
Organism: Aphanomyces astaci
Lineage: Eukaryota; Oomycota; Saprolegniomycetes; Saprolegniales; Verrucalvaceae
Product: translation elongation factor aEF-2
Exons: 2
Coding region: 54-2645 (863 amino acids)
Biological process (GO): translational elongation
Cellular component (GO): ribonucleoprotein complex; cytosol
Molecular function (GO): GTP binding; GTPase activity; ribosome binding
Source: RefSeq, a predicted model, not a curated record
GUGCAGCGCGUCACUUUGCAUUUUGCGCCGAAGAACCCCCCCCCGCAGCAAACAUGGUGAAUUUCACAACCGCCCAAAUGCGUGAAAUCAUGGACUACACGAAGAACAUUCGUAACAUGUCUGUGAUUGCCCACGUCGAUCACGGCAAGUCCACCUUGACCGAUUCGUUGGUGUCCAAGGCCGGUAUCAUUGCCGCCAAGAACGCCGGCGACGCCCGUUUCACGGACACGCGUGCGGACGAGCAAGAACGCGGUAUCACGAUCAAGUCGACCGGUAUCUCGAUGUUUUUUGAAUACAACAUGGACGCCGGCGAGACAUUGGCCGCGAACCAAGCGCAUGCCGCGGCCACGGCCGAAAACAAGGUGGACGGCGUCGAAGUGCCCGAAGUCACGAUCAACGAAAACUCGUACCUGAUCAACUUGAUUGACUCGCCCGGGCACGUCGAUUUCAGUUCCGAAGUGACUGCGGCGUUGCGCGUGACGGACGGUGCGUUGGUGGUCGUCGACGCCAUCGACGGCGUGUGCGUGCAAACCGAAACGGUGCUGCGCCAAGCCAUCGGUGAACGCGUCAAGCCCGUGCUCAUGGUGAACAAGGUGGACCGUGCGUUGUUGGAACUGCAAUUGCCCCCUGAAGAGUGCUACCAAUCGUUUAACCGCGCGAUUGAAAACGUCAAUGUGACCAUUGCCACGUACAACGACGCCAAGCUCGGCGACGUCCAAGUGUACCCAUACAAGGGCACUGUCGCGUUCGGGUCGGGAUUGCACCAGUGGGGGUUCACCCUCAAGCGCUUUGCCAAGCUGUACGGCGCCAAGUUUGGCAUCGACGAGUCCAAGAUGAUGGAGAAGCUGUGGGGCGACUGGUUCUUUGACGCGGAAGCCAAGAAGUGGAAGCGGUCGUCGGAGAACGGCACGUUGAAGCGCGCGUUUGUCCAGUUCAUCAUGGACCCGAUCUGCAAGAUGUUUGACGCCAUCAUGAACGACCGCAAGGCCAAGAUCACCAAGAUGCUCCAAGCCGUCGGCGUCGAGCUCAAGCCCGACGAGCAAGAACUCACUGGCAAGCCCCUCCUCAAGCGUGUCAUGCAAAAGUGGCUGCCCGCCGGCGACGCCGUGUUGGAAAUGAUUGUCGUGCACUUGCCAUCCCCCGUCGUGGCCCAGCGCUACCGCGUGGAAACCCUGUACGACGGUCCUCUGGACGACGAAUGUGCCAACGGUAUCCGCAACUGCGACGUGAACGGGCCCCUGGUCAUGUACGUGUCCAAGAUGGUGCCGACCUCGAACGACCGCGCGCGCUUCUACGCGUUUGGCCGCGUCUUUUCCGGCAAGAUUUCCACGGGCCAGAAGGUCCGCAUGUUGGGGCCCAACUACGUGCCUGGCAAGAAGACGGAUCUGUGGGUCAAGAACAUCCAGCGCACGAUCAUCAUGAUGGGGCGCUACGUCGAGCAAGUGCCCGACAUCCCCGCGGGUAACACGUGCGGGUUGGUUGGCGUGGACCAGUACCUGCUCAAGUCGGGCACGAUCACGACGUCGGAGACGGGCCACACGAUUCGCACGAUGAAGUUCUCCGUGUCCCCCGUCGUGCGCGUGGCCGUGGAGCCCAAGUCGGCUGCCGACUUGCCCAAGUUGGUCGAAGGCAUGAAGCGUCUGGCCAAGUCGGACCCGAUGGUGUUGUGUUACACGGAAGAAUCGGGUGAACACAUCAUUGCCGGCGCCGGUGAACUCCACUUGGAAAUCUGCUUGAAGGAUUUGCAAGAAGACUUUAUGGGGUGCGCCGUCAAGAUCUCGGAGCCCGUGGUCACGUACCGCGAAACUGUGACCGCCGACUCGAGCAUGCAAGUGCUCUCCAAGUCCCCUAACAAGCACAACCGCUUGUACUGCUCGUCGUCGGCUCUGUCGGACGAACUCGUGGCCGAGAUCGAAGAAGGCAAGGAAGAAGUGGGCGUGCGCUACGAUGUCAAGCUCCGCGCGCGCUACCUGGCUGACAACCACGGCUGGGACGUGACGGACGCCCGCAAGAUCUGGGGGUACGGCCCCGAUGGCGAAGGCGCCAACAUCUUUGUGGACCAAACCAAGGGGGUGUCGUACUUGGGCGAAAUCCGCGAGUCUGUGCUCGGCGGGUUCAACUGGGCCACCAAGACUGGUGUGUUGUGUGACGAAGUGGUGCGCGGUCUUCGCGUGAACCUCUUGGAUGUGGUGUUGCAUGCUGAUGCCAUCCAUCGCGGCAUGGGCCAGAUCAUGCCCACGGCCCGCCGCGUCGUGUUUGCCGCGCAACUCGUGUCGAGCCCGGCGUUGAUGGAACCCAUCUUUUUGGUGGACAUCCAGUGCCCCCAAGAUGCGAUGGGAGGCGUGUACGGCGUGCUGACGGUGCGCCGCGGCCACGUGUUCUCGGAAGAGCAGCGCGUGGGCACGCCCAUGAUGCAGAUGAAGGCCUACUUGCCCGUGAACGAAUCGUUUGGGUUCACGGAAGAGCUUCGCGCCAAGACGGGAGGCAAGGCGUUCCCCCAGUGCUCGUUUGACCACUACCAGAUUGUGAACGGCGACCCCCAAAACGUCGGCACCAUGGCCGGCAAGUUGGUCAACUCGACCCGUGUCCGCAAGGGUCUGGCCCCGGAAGUGCCUCCGUUUGAUCGUUUCUACGACAAGCUAUAAAGCGUUUGCGUAUUUUGUAUUUGAUGUCACAUUAGCCACCACCAAGUAUCAGAAUAUAACAAGACUUGCAUGCUUUCCCUCUCUCGUUUGGCUCGUGGAGGUUGUCGUUCAUGAACGAUGAGGCACUUUGAGAUGGAAGGAACGCCGUGGGACGUCGUACGCCGCU